UUAUAUUGUACAAGGUCAAGUACAGACAGAAUACACAAUGAAGUGAGUUUACACUGCGUGGGUGUGGGAGCUGAAACCAGUUCUUCUUUGGAAAUGCUGCUUGUGCAACUGCAGCCAGCCUAUACAUGUCCCGGACAACGAAUGCCUUUAUUCCAAAUCUGUGUUCAUACUUUUUCAAUCAGGAAAAAUCUCAAGGAACGCAUGCAUAAUACAGGAAAACUACAGAGAUGUACAAUGGUAGAGACAUUUCUUGUCACCUCACUCUCAACUCAGUGAGUAAAAUAGUUUUACAAGUGUUUAAAUAAACACAAAUAGGGAGGAAUAGAGCACUAAGGUAACUGACAGCAAGAUAUAUGUUUGUGGAUUGACAUUGUUGUACUUCAAGGUGAUGUCAGCAGAGAUUAAAUAGAUUCUGAUUUGGUGCUUCUGGGAAGAAAAAAAUCACUCCACCUGUUCAGACAAACACGCCUUCUAUUCAGAAACAAACCUGUGUAACACAAUACUAUCAACUGUCACACCUGAUUUUGAACCUUAGUACUCUCUAGCUAGAAAGGACUAUGGACCAUAGAGGUCUGAAUUUCAAGCUGAAGAUUUGAACCUGCAUUUUAGAUUUAGAUCAAGAAGAGCAUUCCAUGAUGUGCCAUCCAUAAAAAUUCUUGCCUUACUUUAAUCUUCAAAAACUGGAACCUAUAUUUUUACCAAAUUUCCUGGGAUGCCCCUAAGGACAACAUUACAAGGAAAGCUACCUUCAGGAAGGUGGCCAAGGAGAUCAUCAAAACGAAAAGUUAUGUCCAUGAACAUGAUCAGUCUUCCACUAGCAGAUUUCAGACACCUCACCCAUGUUGAUCCAGAUGAGAAUGUGGGCAGCUUUGGGGACCUCUCCUUCCUAAAGCAGGGCCAUGGGUUAUUGCUGCAAAGCUCUCAGAGUGAGCAGAACCUGCUCCAGGCCUGCUUGCCCCCUCCAAAGCCUCCUCGCCUCAACCUGGAUGAAACAGAGCUGGGCCAGGACACUGAUGACUGGGAGUUCCAAUACCAGCCUUCAACUGAGAGAUGCAAAAAAAGUAACUCUCUGCCACUUCUGGACACUGAGGAGGUGGAGGAAGAAGUUUACGAACUGCAUCAAAAAGAGGCUCCAAUAAGUAAAAGCACUGGCAGGGAAAGACUCAGCUCAGAGAGGUAUUCAACAAAGACUGGUCCUGAGGAAUUCCCUCCAGAUGAAAUGGACACAACUUUUAAUCUAGACUUGGGGCCUUCCAUAUUGGAUGAUGUACUGAAGGUUAUGGACAAAUUCCACCAGUAAAGAAAUGUGCCAUGUGAUCUGUUAUAUAUUAAUGGAACACCUUUUGUAUAGACUUCCUGGUCUUACUAGAAAAACCUAAGAUGAGUGGUGAAGGAACUUUAACUUGAGAUCAAACAGAAUUCAACUUUGUAUAUAAAUAUAAAAUUAUAUAUUAAUAUUCAGGGACACAAAUAUUCUGACACAAAAUUUCAAAUGUUCUAAAAUACAGCUACUCAUCAAGCAACUUAGCAGUUAUAAUUAGUAUUGUAUAUAACUAUUAUAUUAGAAUGUAUUAUAUGACUUGAAAGACAAGGCUUCCUUGUUCUUUAUUUCACAAUAAUAAUGAAUCAUAUUUGUUUUUAAUAACUUGGAUUUUGAUGUGUUAUAAAAGGAUAAACAAAAUGAUCUAGUUUAACCUUUUAGUGUUUUAGAGAAGUAGACCAGUAAUCCGACCAAAGUCAACAGCACAGACUGCACCUAAAACCUCUCGUCAAUGGGAAAUGGUAUCCAUGUGAUCUAGAAUUAUAGCUGCAUCACCGAAUAUUGUUAACACAUUUAAAAUAAGUAGAAAUGGCUAAAGUACAACACCGCAAAGAUUAAGCAAUUAUACCACCACAAACUCUGAAGCUUUAAAAACACAAAAAGCUUCUUUUUAAUCACUUUCAAAUCCCAGUCUCUUCAUCACAAACAAAAAGUUACAGUAGCCUCCCUCUUUCUCAGCCCCAUUUCUUUAUGGAUGCUCCUGUAUGCUUCCCUUAAUCUAAUUUAUUAUGAGAAAACAGUGGAAUUAUUGUUUCAAUGUAUUUUCAGUGUAUAAGAUAGGUGACCAAGAAUCUGAUCACUCUGGUUAGUAUCCGAUUGAUCUCUGAAGCUUCCAGAGUGACCAGAAUGACCUUGGUCUACUCUAAUAUCAAGGCUUUUCUCCUCUCCAACGUGAUAUUAUGCGAUAUUAUGAUUCAUUGUUACAAUCACAGAAUAAAGGAAAAUACACUACAUGUAAAAAGCAAUGAAAUUUAAAUCCUGUAUUUUUUCUUAAAGAGUUCAAGGUAAAUAAACACGGUAUAACAUAUUCAGAAUGAUAUCUUGAUUCCUAAUAAAGCACUCAAAAUCAAACUGAAAGACAUGGACAUCAUUAACCAUUUACAGAGUAGUACAGAAUAUCAUAAAAACGUAGAUAUAGGUAAAACCAUACUAUAAACCAAGUAUAAACAAAAAUAUUACAAUUACCUCCAGAGAAAUUUGAAAUCAUCUCACCUAUAACAUGUACUAUAACAGCACAUCAUAAUAAUUUACGGCAUUUAGCUUUUUUAUCAUUACAAUAAAAAAAUUUAAAAAUUCA
This is a messenger RNA of Silurus meridionalis, 2618 nucleotides long. RefSeq names its product cdc42 effector protein 3. The record is from RefSeq and is a predicted model, not a curated record. The transcript is spliced from 2 exons. Bases 713 to 1300 code for a protein of 195 amino acids. Lineage: Eukaryota; Metazoa; Chordata; Actinopteri; Siluriformes; Siluridae.